UCUGCAAUUUCUUAUUUCUGCUUUCUUAACAGAGCCAACAAAGACCUGACCUGUCUCUCCUCUCACCACGACCGGCACCACCUGCUCCGCCACCACCGUCGUCCGUCGCCGUCGUCUUCUCUCGUAUUAACGACCGGAAUUUGCAUGCUCUCCGGUCGGUAGAAUCGGAAUCGAGAAAUGGGGGAUCAGCUCGCGAGGGGAGAGGACUACGAGAAGAAAGCCGAGAAGAAGCUCAAUAGCUGGAGCUUUCUAGGGUCCAAGUACGAGGACGCCGCCGAUCUGUUCGACAAAUCCGCCAAUUGCUUCAAGCUCGCCAAAGCCUGGGAUAGAGCUGGGUCGACAUAUAUCAAGUUGGCUGAUUGUCAUUUGAAGAGCCAAAGCAGGCAUGAAGCUGCUUCAUCUUACGUUGAUGCUGCCAAUUGCUACAAGAAAACAUCACCCAAGGAGGCAAUAUCUUGCUUGGAGCAGGCUGUGAACCUUUUUAUGGAGAAUGGAAGACUCAAUAUGGCUGCGAGAUAUUACAAGGAAAUUGGCGAAUUAUAUGAGUCUGAGCAGAACAUUCAAGGGGCCAUUGACAACUUUGAAAGAGCAGCUGAGCUUUUUGAAAGUGAGGAAGUAACUACUUCGGCCAAUCAGUGCAGGCAGAAGGUUGCUCAGUUUGCAGCACAGCUAGAGCAGUAUCAGAAGGCUAUUGAGAUAUACGAGGCCGUAGCACGGCAUUCCCUUAACAGUAACUUGCUGAAGUACGGAGUCAAAGGGCAUUUGCUGAAUGCUGGCAUUUGUCAGCUCUGCAAGGGCGAUGUUGUUGCGAUUUCAAAUGCAUUGGACCGUUACCAGGAACUUGACCCAACGUUUUCAGGAACACGUGAAUGCAGAUUGUUAAAGGAUAUUGCUGCUGCCAUCGACGAGGAAGAUGUCGUGAAGUUCACCGAUGUUGUGAAGGAAUUUGAUAGCAUGACUCCACUGGAUUCUUGGAAGACGACCCUUCUCCUGAGGGUGAAGGAGAAGCUGAAGGCCAAGGAAUUGGAGGAAGAUGAUCUCACCUAAGAGUCUUUUCAUUUCUUUUUUCCCAUGGAUGCGGACCGCUACCUCUAUUGAUGCCUGUCACUCUGACUACUUUGGUUUGUUCGGAUGAGUUUGGGUUUGCUUGGACCGAUGUGUGUCUAUAAAACCUUCGGUUUAUUUGUAAUUGCGAGUUCUAUGAACACUACUAAUAGCAUGUUCCAAUAAACCGGGUUUAAUUUGUGUGUACUCCCAAGCAAUGAUUCUCUUGCAGACAGUUCUCGGGAGUACACUGUACAAGUCCUCUAUGGUUCUAUACG
Molecule: messenger RNA, 1322 nt
Organism: Punica granatum (pomegranate)
Lineage: Eukaryota; Viridiplantae; Streptophyta; Magnoliopsida; Myrtales; Lythraceae
Source: RefSeq, a predicted model, not a curated record